This is a messenger RNA of Gadus chalcogrammus (walleye pollock), 3118 nucleotides long. RefSeq names its product TOX high mobility group box family member 2 (gene tox2). Gene Ontology annotation, cellular component: nucleus. NCBI's taxonomy places the organism in Eukaryota, Metazoa, Chordata, Actinopteri, Gadiformes, Gadidae. The record is from RefSeq and is a predicted model, not a curated record. The coding region runs from base 967 to 2559 and encodes 530 amino acids. The transcript has 10 exons. Gene Ontology annotation, molecular function: chromatin DNA binding. Gene Ontology annotation, biological process: regulation of transcription by RNA polymerase II.
AUUUUAUCCAGCUCCCCCCUCCAGCGUGGGUUCAUGUAGGCCAACAUUGCCAACCGAUUCCAGUUUGGACUAUUAUCACUCAAACAAGGUAAAUAUAUGCAACCGACAUGUGUUUUUUGUGCUUUGUGAGACCUGCAUCACCUCUCUCCACACGCUACACGGCGGGGAACGCGUACAUGCGAGCGUCGUGCAGAGCAACUCGUCUGUUUAACAGGAACUCUGUUUACACAAUGUGGACAGAAACAAAUGUACUUGUAUUGGCGCUAGACGAGGUUUCCAACUUUCUUUUUUAAAUUGUUGGUUUGAUGGUUUUGAGCGCCGCACCAACAUGAGACACGCCGUAAUUACUAAACACAUUUUUGAAUAUUUUUCUUGACAACGGAGUUCCUCGUAGUACUACUUUUUCUUUUAGAGUCAUUUGUUUGUACUUUGCUCGAGACAAGUGCGCACCUUGCUCCAUCCAUGUUCUACGCGUAAAAUGUGGGCUGUUAGGCUGUGCUAUUGGGACAGCAGACUACGACCACAAAAGGAAAACUGGGGGUAUUGAUAUUUACAUGAAACAAAUGUUUGCCACUCAUUUACAGUGCACUGUUCAAGCGUUUAUGCAAGAUAUAAACAUAUUGAAUUAAAAAACGGAUCAACUUUACGCAUGAAAGUAAAAGGCGAAGCAAAUAUGAAUAACAUAAAUAGCUUACAAGAGGAAAAUGAUAUGGAUCUUUUUUUAAUCAUCACAUUAUUGCCACUGUCUGAAUGAAAGUAACUAUUAGUCUUCUGCUUAAUGUGCACACGCAACAUCGUAUCAACUUUGCUUGUGAUUGGCCCACGGGGAAACGCUCUCUUUUAAUCAAUGUCCACAUUAGCCUCCCUUAUCUCAUUGCAUUUUACAUUGGAGGACAACUCGAACAUAAGCUAUAGAGCAGAUACGGUCCCGCAGAUCGAGGUGUUCGGCUCUACAGUUCCUUGCCCAUGCGCCCAAACCCCGACGGCAAAAGACUGCCCUCUACUGGGUUUGAAGGCGACAACAUGUACAUGAAUGAAAACAACCAGGAGUUCCUCUCCCCGAACCAGAGCUACACGGGUCAGAGCGGCGGCGGUGGCGGUUCCGGGAACGCCAGCGGGAAUGCCGCUGGCGACGAGGACUACGAAAUCCCGCCAAUCACUCCACCCAACCACCCAGAGCCCUCCCUCCUCCACCUGAUGGAGCACGACUCCACCGGGUACCUCUGCCACUCGCUGCCCCACAACGGGCUCAUCAACCCUUACUCCUACCCGGAGCUGCCCGCUCUCAUGAUGUCCAACAUGCUGGCCCAGGACGGGCACCUGCUCUCCAGCCAGAUGCCCUCGAUGCAGGAGAUGGCUUUGCACCACCACCAUCACCAGCAACAACAACACCACCACCACCUCCACCACCAACACCACCACCACCACCCAGAUGGCCAUCAUUACGACCCCUCCCGUCACAACCCUUUACUAAACAGUUCCCAUAGGAUACUGGCCAACCCAAUGAGCGCCCUGUCCCAGCUGAACCCCCAGCUCGGACGCGGCCCCCUCCCCCACGGUUCCCCCUCCCCUCCCGGGAGUAAAUCGGCCACGCCCUCCCCCUCCAGCUCCAAUCAGGAGGAGGAGAAUGAGUCUCAUUUGAAGAUCACGGGCGAGAAGCGGCCCUCCUCAGAAAUGAUGAAGCCCAAGCCCAAACCACAGAAGAAGAAAAAGAAGAAGGACCCCAAUGAACCCACCAAGCCUGUGUCGGCCUACGCCCUGUUCUUCAGAGACACGCAGGCCGCCAUUAAGGGACAGAACCCCAACGCCACCUUCGGAGACGUGUCCAAGAUAGUGGCCUCCAUGUGGGAUGGACUGGGAGAGGAGCAGAAGCAGGGCUACAAGAGGAAAACAGAGGCGGCUAAAAAGGAGUACCUGAAAGCCCUGGCCGCCUACAGAGCUAGCCUGGUUUCCAAGACGUACAACGACCCCGUGGACGCCAAGGGCAACCAGACGGCCCAGCCGUCGCCCCACAUGCUGCCCGCCAACCAGCCCCUCUACAACGUGCCACACCCCCCCCAGCCCUCCUCCCCGUACCUGGGGCCCGGGGGCUUCCCCCUGGCCGACCUGCAGAGCUACCCGGGCCACGUCCCCCGCCACGCCCUGUCGCGGACCCUCAGCCAAUCACAGAUGCUGCCCAGCAUCAGUGCCUCUCCCCCUUCCUCCUUCCAGAUCAGCCCCCCCUUGCACCCCCACCAGCAGCUCUCCCUACAGCAGAGCUCUCUUCUCAACCAGCCUAUCCGUAUGCAGCAGGUCCAGUCCCAGCAAAUCAUCUCCCACCAGAUGGGGCUGCAGCCCUCCAUUCACUCUCCACCCCCCGGGCAGCAGAGUUUCUCCCACCUCCAGUCGGAGUACCAGAAGAGUGUCGGGGGACCUCAGUCUCCAGGUGCCCCAGCUCCAGGCCCCGGCCCUGGGGGUCCUCAGGCCCAUGACUGGGACGGUGAAUACUGCAAUCGGGAGUGUGGCAGCCACUGCAGCGGCAGCAUGAUAGCCAGGGACAAGCCACUCUACCUCACCUGAAGCAGACGAAGCGAGGAGAAGACUGUGGGCUGUCAAACACACGUGUACAACCACGACACCUCCACCACCACACUGAGGAGUCUACUGUCAACCACCACCACCACCCAUCCCCCUCCCUGUCCCAUGCCCAGCAUCGCUCUCGGAUAGACACACACACACACACACACACACGCACGCUUGCAGGCGCACACACACACACACACACACACACACAGGCACGCUUGCAGGCGCACAUACACACACACGCACACACACACACACACACACACACGCUCAUUCACACGCACACGCACACACAUCCACAAAUGCACCUGCAUCAAUGCAGGCAUACACAGACCUACAUUCUACCUUUUAAAAGACCACCAUCCAAGACCCCCCCCUCUAUUAUUAUUAUUAUUAUUAUACAUUUCAUUUUUAUGAUUUUCUUUCUGAAAGGGACACGCGCGACCAGAGGGUUUAGUUGGUUUCCUUUGUAUCAAUAGAUGACUACUGUCUGUACCACUUAACAUAUUGGGGGGGUCUUGUCUCGCUGUUUCAAUUUCGCCUAGCACUUAUGGAG